Ilyonectria robusta is the source of this 1422-nucleotide messenger RNA. RefSeq names its product fungal-specific transcription factor domain-containing protein. Gene Ontology annotation, cellular component: nucleus. The coding region runs from base 1 to 1422 and encodes 473 amino acids. NCBI's taxonomy places the organism in Eukaryota, Fungi, Ascomycota, Sordariomycetes, Hypocreales, Nectriaceae. The record is from RefSeq and is a predicted model, not a curated record. The transcript has 6 exons. Gene Ontology annotation, molecular function: transcription cis-regulatory region binding; DNA-binding transcription factor activity, RNA polymerase II-specific; zinc ion binding. Gene Ontology annotation, biological process: positive regulation of transcription by RNA polymerase II.
AUGAAGGCUAAGAGCAGCUGUUGGACAUGUAAAAGCCGCAAAAUCGGUUGCGAUAAAAACCUCCCUUGCUGCAACAACUGCACGCGUACAGAGAGAAAAUGCCUUGGGAGACGCAGGACAACAGAGGCUGCGAGCCACGUACCGGCCUUUCAGUCUCGGCCAAAAAACUAUGGCGAGCACUUCCUAACCUUCGACUUUGAAGACAUGGAUCUUGCCAUAGCCAACAGCCCUGGUCGUGAUUUAUUGGCGAGGUUGACUGGCCGACCUCGUUGUAGUCUGACGCUUCAUGCCCCUAUACUUGGCCAGGACUCUCUGCUCUUGAGCUAUUAUGAGAAUGUCAUAUCAAUGAUGGUCUCAACAACACAGGCACGCAAUGGAUUCAGUACUGAAAUACUACCAAUGGCAUUGUCCAGCAAGGACGCGUCUUCGUCAGCCUUAUGCAAUGCGAUGCUCGCAAUAUCGGCCUUUCAUCACCUCAGCCGAGAAGCCGCGCUGCCGUACAAGCUGCGUGCAUUGCACCGACUCUCGAAUUCACUAUCAGCCCAGUUGAGUUCACCAGGUGCUAUAGAUGCUGAGCUUGCUGCGUGUAUGAUGCUGUGUAUGUAUAGUGUGUUCGAUGAAGAAGAGGGUAGUUGGCAUGUGCAUUUGAAUGGAGCUCGGAAAAUGCUGCAUACGUUACACCUAAACCGCAAGCGACCAGUCCCAUCCGACUUUCUCGUCACAUGGUUCCUUUAUUAUGAUGUCUUGGGCCACUUUACUCAGCCUCUUCAAGAAACCUACAACGACUUAGAGUUCUUGUGGCUCAUGCAGACCUCGAAAUGCGACACGCCCCUUAUCAUUGGGUCUUUGGGGUGUUCCGUAGAGAUUUUUGACAUCAUCCACCAAAUAAACCGAAUUCGUGGAUCACACAUCGGUGGGCAAGACGACAUUCCGACUGAUGAGCUUGUUCACCGCCGGGAUAGGCUGGAAACAAGACUCCACAACCUGGUUCAGCGACUUGAUCCUGACGAGGAACAAACCGCAUCUCUCAGACGCAUUGAUGCUUUAGCUACUGCCGAUUUAUAUCGCCUAGCGACACUUCUAUAUCUUCAACGCGUUUGCCCCAUGGAAGGUGACAACUCUAUGGGCAUUAUUUAUAUCGGACAGGCCUUUCACGUCCUUAGGACGCUGGAAGUUGUCACUAGCCCGUGGCCUCUUUUCAUUAUUGCAUGCGAGUCGCGAUCUGAGGAGCAACGGAUUACGAUCCUCAAGAUACUGGAUCAAAUGGACCAUGUGCGGAGUGUUGGGAAUGUUGUCGUCACGAGAAGAAUUAUCGAAAUGUUUUGGAAGCAGAACGAUCUACGGGCAGAUACUCACUUUGGCCACAAGUUGGACUGGUGGCAUUUGGUGAAUUCCGAUGUCGCAGUUCCAUGGUUUGCAUAA